Camellia sinensis is the source of this 750-nucleotide messenger RNA. Lineage: Eukaryota; Viridiplantae; Streptophyta; Magnoliopsida; Ericales; Theaceae. The record is from RefSeq and is a predicted model, not a curated record.
AUGUGUGAUGUCAACACCGAUUAUAAGAGCCUUAAGUACUGCUUUACCCAAAAAGAGUUGAAUAUGCAUCAAAGAUGGUGGUUAGAGCUUAUCAAGGAUUAUGACCUACAGAUCUAUUACCACCCUGGUAAGGCUAAUACAGUUGCAGACGCUCUUAGUAGGAAAGUUAGAGGGAAUCUAGCAAGUUUACUCACAAGACAGAAAGAAUUGCUCCUUGAUUUGGAAAGAAUGGACAUGGAAAUUAUGUUACGUGAACAAGGUGUAGUGUUAGCAGCAAUAGCAGCUCAGCCAGCAGUUAUUAAAGAAAUUAAACAAAAACAAAUGGAAGAUGAUCAUUUAAAGAGCAUUUGUGAGGAGAUGGAAACAAGGACAAAGCCCAGGUUUACGUUUGAAAAUAUGGUGAUGAAAUUUAAAGAUAGGUUGUGUGUCCCGAAUGCCCCAGAAAUCAAGAAAAGAAUUAUGAAGGAAGCGCAUAAAUCCAAAUUUUCUCUACAUCUCGGUAACACUAAGGUGUAUCAAGAUUUGAAGCAAAAAUUUUGGUGGCCAAGUAUGAAGAAGGAAAUUGCAGAAUUAACAAAAUCUGCUCAUUUCCUGCCUGUGAAAACUCAAUAUAAUGUGAAUAGACUUGCUACUGUGUAUAUAAAUGAGAUUGUGCGGCUAUAUGGUGUUCCAAUUUCAAUUGUAUCUGAUAUCCGAAAUUUAUAUCCAGAUUUUGAUAAAGUUUACAAGAGGCUAUGGGAACAUAGUUGA